Messenger RNA from Phytophthora infestans T30-4, 1149 nucleotides. RefSeq lists its product as uncharacterized. The record is from RefSeq and is a predicted model, not a curated record. Gene Ontology annotation, cellular component: membrane. The transcript is spliced from 3 exons. Bases 1 to 1149 code for a protein of 382 amino acids. Lineage: Eukaryota; Oomycota; Peronosporomycetes; Peronosporales; Peronosporaceae.
AUGCGACCCCGCAAGUGUCUACGUCUUCUGACUUUGCUGAGCUUCGGCUGCGGCGUGACGCUGCUGGGCUUCGCACUACACGUGGUGAUAACCACAGACUUUGGCGCUAGUGCCGCAGCUCUAUCAGCUCUUGGCAUUGGCGUUGUGGUGCUCUCGCUACUGGGCUUCAUCGGUGCCGGAAGAGACAAAAGCCGCUUACUGCUAAUCUUCUUCUUCGUCAACUUCCUGCUGGUCACGGGCCUCUUUGUGGCCUGCUACACCGCCUUCUUCUUCCAGGACGCACUCGAAUCUUGGGUCAAACACCACUGGACGGCCAACGUUUUGGCGGCGCUGCGAGAUUCCUGGUGCUGUGCUACGUACAGCGAUGCCGUUGACUAUCUGGAGCACCGUGUAGUGGCCAUUGGAGCCAUUGGCGUGGCUUGCAUGCUGCUGGUCAUUGCGUCAAUGUUCUGCGUCGUCCGUAUCGUGACUGUACCCAUUGUCAUGCGCAGUAUGCUGUCGGUCAUGAAUGUUGCCUUCACACUGCUCGGCACGGGACUCUUCAUCUUUGGACUGUCGGUUAAAGUGCAUGACGAGAUGACGUCUGGACAGAGAUGGAUAGCCAUUAUCUUCAUCGUUGUCGGCACCCUCAUGAUCGCCCUCUCGGUACUGGGCAUCAUUGGCUCAAGAUCCAAGAGCCGAUCUCUGCUCCUUAUUUACAUUAUCGGCCUCGGUAGCUGCCUCGUGGCGCUUCUGGUCUGCUCUGUGAGCGCUUUCUCCUUCUCGGACCACCUGGCGUCCACGUACAACGCACACACGAGCUCAACAUUGGCCUGCGAUAUCAAUCUUUCGGGCUGUACCAACUGCACCGACGUGACCUCCGAGAUGAUCCCGUGUGAAGGGGUCAUGAAGUCAUCCGAUGGCUACUGGGUCUCGUGCAGUGCCACCUCAUUCAACAGUGGAAAUGCCAGUUCAGAUGGCGACUGCAAGGAAGGGAUGACGGUACUCAACGCCGAAGCUGACCAGGGCUACGAGCAGAACGAUGUACGUCAGUUUAUCCUGUGUCUGACAGCGCCACAAAACACUAACCUGUAUUAUGCUGCUUACUUAUUUUGUUCUUAUGCUGCAGAUUGCUCCAUGCGGCAAAUGUCCAGAAUGGUCAGCAUUUGA